UGCACUCUGGCAGGUACAUCCACGCAAAAAAAGCUAAUUCGAGCGAAGAAAAAAUUCUUUCACCGCUAAAUUGAUUUAAAAUAACGCCUUCGCUGGCCCAGUGGUCGGGUAAUUAGUUAGCCCCAAGAUGACGCGCGUAACGAGAAGUGAAAUCUCGCUGGACAUGGAGUUCUGGGUGGAGGAACUGUCGCCGGCACAGUUGGCGUACUACGAGAAGAUCACCAACGAGCACAAUGCGGUUAAGGGAGCGCUCAAGAACGCGGUGAGCGCCAACGAGGGCAAGGAACUCUUCAGCGGCCAGGUGUUCCAGGCAUACUCCUUCAAAGGCAAGGUGCUGCAGGAGCUCAAGGAGGCCACGCUUCCCAAAAAGCCGCCCAAGGCGGCGGAUCCCCCUCUUGCGCCUGUUACCCCAGUGACUGGCACUGGACGGGGGCGUGGCCGACCACCGCGCCAGCCCUCUAACAUCGCCUACCUGGAGUCGUCUGACGAGGGCGACGACGAUGUCCCGCUGGCCAAGCGAUUGGCCCUGUCGGUGGGCAAAAAAGCCGUGGCCGUGGCCAAUGCAUCCUCCACAUCUUCUCCGAAACUGGGCAAGAAGGCAGUCUCUGCGGGCAGUUCCUCUGGCAAAUCUUCACCGCUCCCCAAGAGCAGCGGAAAAAUGCCCAAGGAACCCAAGCCUGACAUAGAGUCGCCGCCCAAGAACUACCGCCCCGCCGAGGUCAACUCAGUGGGUGGCCUGGUCGUUGGUAGCACUGAUGAAAGCAAGGACAGCAAGGACGGCAAGGAGAGCAAGGACAACAAAAUGCAGGGCAAGACAUACCCGUCACUUGUUGUGCUUGCCAAGCCGUUCCUCAAGAUCAAGGACAUGGCUGCAACACGUAGCAAGCUGGACUCAAAGGUCAAACUGGUGCUCAUGCUGACGCCCAAUAAGUUCUGCGAGUGGCUGCUCCAGGAGGGACUCCUCCGCGCCCAACAACAUUGCAUCAAUCAUCGAAACAACGAGCUGAAGUUAGGCAUAUAUUCGGAUGUGACCAAAUUCCCGUAUACCGGUGGCUAUGUCUGGAUCAGCGAAUGCUGCCCCUACCGUUUCGUGUCGGUAUUCAAUAAUUCAAUUUUUGAAGGAGCCCAGCACCCGCCCACAUUCCUGCUGAAACUGAUAUAUCAUUGGGCCUGCCAGACCAGCAUACAGAAUGUGGUGCAGUGGGUCAAGGUAGACAGUGUUUACAUCAAGGGAAUCUACACCUGGCUAAGAGCCAUUUGCACCUUGGCAGUGCAUCAAAAGUGCAAGAAGUUAGGCGGCCCUGGCAAGUUUGUAGAGGUUGGCGUCAUUUCCCUGGGCACCACAUCGCAAGACGGAUCGCAGCGCCAGGUUAAGGUGGAGGUUCUUGGCGUCUAUGACUACGCGGAGAAAUCCAUUCGACUGCGUGCCGUGGAGCCCAUCACCGAUGGCGAUCGCAACUACAAGAAGCGAUUCCAGGCUAUUCUGGAGCCACUUUCGCGCUGGGUGCACAAGGACAGCACCAUUUGCAUUGAUUUGACCGUGGACAAGAUCACCCUGUUCAGCAUGGGAUUCAAAAAUAUCGUCCAGGCAGCCGCCACUGACAACACAGCCAAGCACAAUAACUCUGCUGUGAUGGAGUACUUGCGCCGGAUUGUGCCGCGCAUGUUCCAGAACACACUAUCGCUGCUCUCGCGACAGAUGAUCCAGCAAUUCCUUGACGAGCUAGUCUGGCGGGAAUCAUUUGGCACCUAUGCCCUGCAGGCAUUCAACAACAUUAUUAUACAUAUCGCCGAGCAGACGAGGGUCACCACCAAUGAGACCAUUACCCAGCGUCUGUAUCAGGUGGCCACCAAUCCGUUCAAGGACUGGAGUGUUUUGCCCGCCAACUACAAGGAGACCCCGGCCAAUGCGGCUCCCAAGCGCCUGAAGAAACCCAUCAACGAUGCCGACUACGUUGCCUCUACAAAAAUUCCAAAGAAGGAGAAGGAUAUUAUACCCACUGGAGCCAAGCGUGGCCGUCCACCAAAUGCGCUGAGCACUCCGCCACCGCAAAUGCCAGUUAAGAAGGGUCCAGGACGUCCUCCGGGCAGUACCAAUCAGCCAAAAGGUGACAAAGCAACGACAUCCAAGUUUUCUGGUCCUGCUUCAAUAUCUAAAGGUCUGGCAAAAUCAUUUGCAGCCAAAGCACUUGCGGCAAAAACACCAGGUAAAAAAUCAAAGGAGAAGGAAGAAAGCAUCCCGGUGGUUAUUAAGAAGGAAGUGGACGAUCUUAAGGGCCUAGAGGAACUGUACUACGGCAUUAGCGAUGGCACGGACGAGUACUAUGAGAUGUUUCCAUACAGCACACCCCGAACCGCCCACAACAAUCUGGCCAAGACGGUGGAAUGUCCGAUCUGCCUAAAUGGCGACUCCUUUGAUUCCAACGAGAAGCUGCAGACGCACUUGGUGUCGCAUAUUUCGCCCGAAGGUAAGCAGCAUCAGUUCCAGUGUCUUUUCUGCCUGGAGAAGCACCCCACGGAGUCAGUUUUGGCCAAGCACAACCAGAUCAUGCAUCCAACCGAGACAAAGACAGAGGGCUCGCCCUCCUACUAUUGCCUAAUCUGUCAGCAGCGUCACAAUUCCCUACACCUUCUGACUGCCCAUCUGCAAAAGGCGCACAGCACGCUGGAGCUGCCAUAUUGGUGCCACUCCUGCGGUUAUCGUUCAUCCUCACACCGCGAUCUGGUCAGGCAUUUCUACGACGACCACAAGCACCAGAACUUCCUGCAGUGUCCCUACUGCUUGGAUAUAUUCUACUUCUCGAAACGCGGCGUUGUUAACCAGCUGCGCAUUGAACACUACUUCCUGCAUUUAGACGAGCACAUCAACAAGCGGGAUCCCUCGCUGCGCUGUCAAAAGUGCUCGCUUACCUUCCUCGAAAAGGGCGAUCUUAAGCAGCACGCCGUGCAGCAUCAUGUCAGCAUGAUCAAGACCAACAAACCGGUGCGACUCUUGCUCAACAACUCACUGUUGAUUCCGCCUCCAAAGAUUCGCACACACCACCGAGAGCAGCCGCCGUUCUCCACGUACAAGCGCCCAGUAUUCUUUGCUUUCCUGGAGGGCAAGACUUGUGCCGAGUGCAACACUGAUUACGCAAGCGAAGAGACACAUUACACCGGCUGGCUGCACUGCGUUAAGUGCAAUUACCAGACCUGUUGUGAGCGAGCUCAAUUCCGUCAUGGCGUUGAUUGCAAUGGAAACUUUGUGGACGCCAUGGAGGUGAAUAUGCCGCAGGAGAUGCACUGCAUUUGCGGUUUUGCCACCGGCAAUGGCAACAAGAUGGCUCAACACUUGGCCAACUGUUCACUUAGCACCUGCUAUCCCAGUUUGGAGGCGGCCAAUGAGAAUGCCGUUAAACGCAAUAUGCUGGACAUGUUGGGUUUGGUGCGACGCGAUGGCGAAACCUCGGGCGAAGGUGCAGAAAUUGGCGAUGCUGCCGAAGAUGUCCCCGACCACAACUCCGAUAUAUUGCCGCCGCCGGAAGAUCAGCAGUUGCAGCAGCAUCAUCAGGAAGUAGAGCACCAGCAACAGAUGCAGGAGCCGGAUCAGCAGGUUGAGCCCCAAGCGGAGCUUCAACAGGAGUACUUGUCGGCACCAGUGGAGCAUGAGCCCGUGCAGAAUCUUCCGGUUCAUCAGAGCAUGCCCGUGCAGCAGCCCGGUCCAAUACAAUUCGGCGAAAUGGAGGCUGCCCCCGUCAUGCUGGAUCCCCAGCAGCAGGUCCAGGCCACUCCGGAUUACGCCCAAGUCUCGGUGGUGCAACAGCACCAGCAGCAGCAACCCUAUGGCUUGAGCAACUACGGCCAGAGCUCUUUGGCCACGGAUAUUGACAUGCCGUUGAUUGGCGAGCUGUCCGAGCCAAAUGCUCCGCCCACGCCACAGUUUCUGGGCGAGGUCCACACACCAAUGUUUGAUGCAGUGGCCGCCGCCGAGCAGCAGCACUAUCACGCCCAGCACCAUCAUCACCCUCAAUGAUACAAGCCACAUGGAAAGUUAAAAUCACGCGACUACACCCUCCACUGGCAGAACUACUAGUUGGAGUUCAUCCCAAACAUUCUGAUCGCACAUCGGCCAUAUCCCGGAUUUAAUAUAGCAACUGAAAUCAACACGGCAAUAUCUAAACACGAACAAUACAAUAUGAAGGCAGUUAAAAUUGUAUAGGAUCUUUUUAAGCAAUGAAAAAUAAGCACUUUUGACAUUAACUAACAUCUUGAAUGAAAUCUCAAUUGCACAAAGGUCGAUUAUACCGGAUUUACGCAUUUCCGCAAGAAAUAUCCAUUUAUCUCGGUGUAACCAUUCCUCUCCAAUGGGAUCUUUAUCUUUACAUUUUUAAUAUCUUUAAUAUAUUAUAAAUCAUUUGGAUAUUAAAAACUAAUCAUUUGUAAAUGACGCAAAUACAUUGUAAUUUUAAUAAAUCUACUUGUCCUUAAA
Molecule: messenger RNA, 4468 nt
Organism: Drosophila rhopaloa
Lineage: Eukaryota; Metazoa; Arthropoda; Insecta; Diptera; Drosophilidae
Gene: row
Exons: 7
Coding region: 128-4012 (1294 amino acids)
Biological process (GO): regulation of transcription by RNA polymerase II
Cellular component (GO): nucleus
Molecular function (GO): DNA-binding transcription factor activity, RNA polymerase II-specific; sequence-specific DNA binding
Source: RefSeq, a predicted model, not a curated record